Messenger RNA from Saccoglossus kowalevskii, 825 nucleotides. Its product is annotated as methylcrotonoyl-CoA carboxylase beta chain, mitochondrial-like. Gene Ontology annotation, biological process: L-leucine catabolic process. The record is from RefSeq and is a predicted model, not a curated record. Gene Ontology annotation, cellular component: methylcrotonoyl-CoA carboxylase complex; mitochondrion. Gene Ontology annotation, molecular function: methylcrotonoyl-CoA carboxylase activity. NCBI's taxonomy places the organism in Eukaryota, Metazoa, Hemichordata, Enteropneusta, Harrimaniidae.
AUUGCCAUUGUAUUAGGAAGUUGUACUGCCGGUGGUGCCUAUGUACCUGCAAUGUCUGAUGAAAGUGUUAUAGUAAGAAAGCAUGGAACCAUUUUUUUAGGUGGCCCGCCAUUGGUGAAGGCUGCUACAAAAGAAAUUAUUUCAGCAGAAGAGUUAGGUGGUGCAGACUUACAUUGUAAAACAUCUGGAGUGACAGAUUAUUAUGCCAUGAAUGACGAACAUGCACUUUACCAAGCCAGAAGAAUUAUCAAGAAUCUAAAUUACAAAAAAGUGAUUGAUGUGAGUGUAGUGCCACCAGAAGAGCCUAUUUACCCUGCUGAUGAGAUGUAUGGUAUUGUAGGAACUGACUUAAUGAAGCAAUAUGAUGUCAGACAAGUUAUAGCAAGGAUAGUUGAUGGCAGUAUGUUUGAUGAAUUCAAAUCACUCUAUGGAGAUACACUAGUUACAGGUGAAUGCAAUUUUUUCUCAUUUUUUGUUAUAGGGGAGCCACUCAAUCCCAGGGUCAGGGAGGAGCCACUCGGGGUCAUGGAGGAGCCACUCAAUAUCAGGGUCAUGGAGGAGCCACUCAAUAUCAGGGGCACGCAUUUUAUUGAACUAUGUUGUCAACGAGGAAUUCCACUUAUAUUUUUACAAAACAUCACAGGUUUUAUGGUUGGUAAAGAUGCUGAGGCUGGAGGUAUUGCCAAAAAUGGAGCUAAAUUAGUGACAGCUGUCUCAUGUGCCAGAGUUCCGAAAAUCACUGUAAUUAUUGGUGGAUCAUAUGGAGCUGGGAAUUAUGGAAUGUGUGGAAGAGCAUAUAGGUUUGUAGAUUGCUUUGACACUUGA